Molecule: messenger RNA, 3096 nt
Organism: Cygnus atratus (black swan)
Lineage: Eukaryota; Metazoa; Chordata; Aves; Anseriformes; Anatidae
Gene: PMPCB
Product: peptidase, mitochondrial processing subunit beta
Exons: 13
Coding region: 56-1519 (487 amino acids)
Cellular component (GO): mitochondrion
Molecular function (GO): metalloendopeptidase activity; metal ion binding
Source: RefSeq, a predicted model, not a curated record
AGAGCUGAGGCGAGCCUGCGCAGCUGCCGCCGGAAGCGCCCAGCCGCCCCACAAAAUGGCGGUGCCUACAGCUCGCUUAGCGGCACGGCGGCUCUUCCUACCCUGGCGUCCUCGCCUUUUGCGAUCGUCCGGCCCGGGGAACCGGUGUGUACAUGUGGGAACAGGCAGGUUCAGAGUUUCCAAGGCAGCAACAGAAGUAGUCUUAAAUGUUCCUGAGACUAGGGUGAGUCCUCUGGAAAAUGGCUUGCAAGUAGCUUCUGAAGACUCUGGACUUUCAACAUGCACAGUUGGACUUUGGAUUGAUGCUGGAAGCAGGUAUGAAAAUGAGAAGAACAAUGGAACUGCUCACUUUCUUGAGCAUAUGGCUUUCAAGGGAACAAAAAAGAGAUCUCAGUUAGACCUUGAACUAGAAAUUGAGAACAUGGGAGCUCAUCUGAAUGCCUAUACGUCCAGGGAACAAACAGUGUAUUAUGCAAAGGCUUUUUCAAAAGAUUUACCAAGAGCUGUGGAAAUUCUUGCUGACAUAAUUCAGAACAGCACCCUGGGAGAAGCAGAGAUCGAGCGUGAGCGAGGAGUUAUACUUCGAGAGAUGCAAGAGGUUGAAACCAAUUUACAGGAAGUUGUCUUUGAUUACCUUCAUGCUACGGCCUAUCAGAAAACAGCCCUAGGAAGGACGAUUUUAGGACCCACAGAAAACAUUAAAUCCAUAAACCACAAUGACUUGGUGGAGUACAUAACAACACAUUACAAAGGACCCAGAAUAGUCCUGGCCGCUGCUGGAGGGGUCUGUCACGAUGAGCUACUUGACCUAGCCAAAUGCCACUUCGGUAACUUGCCGUCUGCUCCAGAAGGAGGGCUGCCACCCCUGCCGCCCUGUAGCUUCACGGGCAGUGAGAUCCGUAUAAGAGACGACAAGAUGCCCUUGGCGCACUUGGCGAUAGCCGUGGAAGCAGCUGGCUGGGCUGACCCAGAUACGAUCCCCCUUAUGGUAGCAAACACUCUGAUAGGUAACUGGGACCGCUCCUUCGGAGGUGGCGUGCAGAACUUAUCCAGUAAGCUUGCUCAGAUUGCCUGCCAUGGUAACUUGUGUCAUAGUUUCCAGUCCUUCAACACCUGCUACACUGACACGGGGCUGUGGGGCCUCUACAUGGUCUGUGAGCCAUCAACUAUCCAGGACAUGGUGCACUUUGUUCAGAGAGAAUGGAUAAGACUUUGCACAAGCGUUACAGAAAAUGAAGUAGCUCGAGCAAAAAAUCUUCUAAAGACAAAUAUGCUGCUACAACUUGAUGGCUCCACCCCAAUCUGUGAAGACAUUGGAAGACAAAUGCUCUGUUAUAAGCGCAGAAUCCCAAUUCCAGAACUUGAAGCAAGGAUUGAAGCUAUUGACGCCCAGACUAUUAGAGAAGUUUGCACAAAGUACAUCUAUGAUAAGCAUCCUGCUGUUGCUGCUGUGGGUCCAAUUGAACAACUUCCAGAGUAUAACAAAAUCUGCAGUGGCAUGUAUUGGCGUCAUGAGUAGUGAACAAGAACUUCCAGUAUGUUUGAGCUUUAAGAGGAAAAAAAAAAACAAAACACUGCUUUUGACUUCAAAAAUGCAUUUGAGAAGAUUAAAACUCAAACACCAACCAUAGUCCUGUGUAUCUGUACAAUUAAGGAGAGAAUGAAAACAUGUAUAGUAUUUGCAUUUUUAUUAUAAAACAAAGAUUGUCAGUAAAAGUCAUUUCUUGACUUUAGUAGCAUUCAUCACUUGUUCUUGAGCAGCUUUCUUUGCCUUGACCAUUUCAACGAGUUCCUGGAGAGGUGGAAAAAAAACAAAACCAAAAACUUAUUUAAAAAUGUGUACCUUAAUGAUGCUGUGGUUUUAAGCAUUUGGUGUAGUCAGCCUGAACCACGGCACUAGCUCUCAACAGUGAGCAAUCCAGACAGUUUAAUACCAUAAAACAAUUUCUCCUAGAAACAAAUUAAUACUGACAUGGUGUAGAAGAUCAAUGCUCAUCUAAUCCCCUUGUAGUACAAAAGGGAAUAUAAAGCAGGCUAGGGAAAGGACUUCACAAUCUGCAAGAAGGUGCUGUCAAAUUUUAAGACAAAUUUUAUGGGGCAGACUUCUUCCCAGCUUCCAGUUUUAGUACUUCCACUGAAGAAAACCUAGUCCCUACUGCUUUUCUGGGUUAACAACAACAACAAAAUUCUCCAUAAAGUGCCAUCUUCUGCUAAUUUGUUGUUGUCAGAUACUGUCUUGGGGAGGGAUGGCAAAAGUAAAGGCAAUGGGUUCUACCAAAACCUGAGUUAAUUAAAAUCCUAGAAGGAGGUAAGAAAGCCUUACCUUAUAUCGCUUCAUGCAGUCCUUUUUUGACCGGCCUGGGACAGCUGCUGCUAUUUUCUCCCAUCUUUCAGCAGUAUUUACUGGAUAAGUCUUCAGUGCUUGUUCUAAAAGCUUCUGUUCUUCUGUAGUCCAAGGGGAUGAAUCUAAAGACGAUCCUGUUUUCAAAAUCAAAAGUGACAGUAAAAAUAACUUUAGUAAUGAUUCCUCGAGAUAAGUGUAAGAAAAUACUGUGAAAAUAUUAUAAUCGAUUUUAAGUCCUUGCAGCUCUGUGAUACCACUGAUUUGAUUUAAGGGAUAUCCAGUACUAAAGCCUGGAAAAAAACCAACAACACUGAAACAGACUGGCCAAAGUGCCACCUGGGAUCUUUAAAUACAGCACAGAGACUUUGGAAGGUAACAACUUUGUUGUCCGCCAGGCGUUAGAUAAGAGGUGUUAGAUAACCAUUGCUGUCCUGUGAAACCACAUCCUUAGGGCAGCGAUGUUGUUCUUCCUGUUACAUUUCAGUAAGGAACCAGCCUGCUGCAAGACUCUGGAAAGUUUGAUGGGUGUGUCUGGGGUUUAACAGGAGACCAAAGUUAGCUGUAGGAUGAUCGUGUAUCUCAAGUGCAGCCCCUGGAAACGUAGCACCUCUGAGGAACAGAUGAUCUCAGCAUCUGACUUAACCUGUUGGCUCCCCAGGAAGCACUCCAAACUGUCACCGACUGUUUAGUUAGCCUUGGUUUGUACUAAAUGUACCAGAAACCCUCAAAUAAAUCCAGUAACUGAGCUUGCA